GAUCGAUUCUCCUGAUUGAUUGCGGAUUUUGUAACAUUUCGUCGCAACUUCGAUUCCCACAGCAUGGCUAACGGACCCCCUACUCCAGGCGUUCGAGAACCAACUCAUGAACGCGAUCCUCUACCCUGAAAACGCGCAUCGCCCUCAAGACCCACCGUCGGCUGUUCCGCCGAUGAUCAAUCGUACCGGUCUCCCCGUUCCGCUAGACUCGCCAUUACGAACCCAUCCCUCUCGUAUACCUGGCGUCUACCUCACGCAUGCGAAUGGGUAUCACACCGGCGGUCCCGGGCCCACGCCAUCUAGAGUCUCGGAGUUUGCUGCGCGGUUCAUCGAGGAGCAUGGUAUCCAAGAUGCGAGACAACUGGAGCGGGUAGUGGAAGGGAAGAUAUCUGAGCUGAUGGAGGUGGUGAUGGAGAGGAUGCGCGAGAGGGAAGAGUUGGUGCGGAAGAAUGAGGAGGUAAGGAAGCAGCUGGAGGAUUUGGAAGUGCAGAGGAUGGCCGAGAUACGGGUUCAGCAGAAGAUUAAGGAGAGUAGAAAGAAAGGCUGAGAUGGCGAGACGAGGAAAGGAAUUGGAAAGACUCGAAAAUGCAACCUCCAUGAGGUGGAGAUCCGGGAGUGCCUAGAACCAGGCGAGACCACUGAAGCCGCGAGAAAGGGAAAAGUCGAGGACGAAGACAUGCCAGAGUGGGUGGCUGCUGGUGAGAUCAUCCUGAUCGGAAACAUUCCACUGCAUCCUCUGGCAUCGAGUCCGGGCUAGCGCCCAAAUGUCUGGAG
This is a messenger RNA of Westerdykella ornata, 774 nucleotides long. RefSeq lists its product as uncharacterized. The record is from RefSeq and is a predicted model, not a curated record. NCBI's taxonomy places the organism in Eukaryota, Fungi, Ascomycota, Dothideomycetes, Pleosporales, Sporormiaceae. Bases 107 to 547 code for a protein of 146 amino acids. The transcript is spliced from 2 exons.